CAUGACUUCACAUGUAAAAAUAUACGCCAGACACGUGUGUUGUGUGUUUAUAAAGGACAGGUGAAUGGCUGAAGUAAACAGACGUUCCUCGCCGCUCCGUAAGAUGAAUGUCCUUGGUCUGCUCUGUGUCUGUGGUCUCGUGAUCCUGCCUACACCUGUACAGGCGAAAACCUGGGUAUUUGCUGUUGGCGGUAAUAGAAGACCCUGGAAUUUUAUUGGCGAUGACGGGGUGCUGAAAGGCGCGGAUCUAGAUUUGAUUCAAGCUGUGUGUGACGUGGCGAACCAGAAAUGUGCUACCACCGUCGUUCCCACAGAGGCCUGUGUACAGACCGUUAGGGGGCGCUUCUACCCCGGGGAAGGUCUGAUGGCGGGCUGGUUUGAUGCGUGCACCUCUUACGUGAGUUCAAUCGACCGUGUCAACGCGUUACAGUUCACUGAUCCGAUACGCACGACUACUUCCACAUUCACAGUUUUACAGGGAAACCCCAAAAACUUUGAUCCACUGAAUCUUCAAAUUGCAGUUAUAGUUCAUUUGAAUGGAGCUUUUACCAACGAGCAGUGCACAAUAAGAAUCGGGCUCGGGAGACCCAAGGCUGUCUUGGUGGCUGCAGGAAUAGCAGAAGCUAAGGAAUUGCUGCUUAACCGAACCGCUGACGCUUUAUUUUCACCAAGGACGACAUUUAACGACUUGGAGGUACUUCCGGGCCGUUAUAGGUGUGACGUCAGUGGCGUGGGAAUGAUGGUGAAGAAGGACAGCGAGCUUCCGGUUUGGUGGAACCCCGCCUUCCAGAAGUACUACAUGUCGGGCAGGUACAACGACGCCUGUGAUCAGAUUAACCAGAAAUAUGGAGUUGACGAUGGGGACACAUGCCAUCCAAUCAAAUCCUCAGCAGACACACGGUCGCCGCCCCUGCCCCUUCUUCUGUCGUCUGCUUCCCUUCUGCUCUUUUCCACUCAAUUUUACAAUUGGAUUUCCAGUACAUAACUGCUUACCAAGACCAACAUCUCAACAAGGAAUUGUGGGAACCGGAAGUGCUCCAAUUCGGAAACGCCGAAACCGUUUUGUCGUACAGUUUACACAAAACUAGAGGACAAAUAAUGUAGUGCGUGCGCGGACAUAGCCAUUGUAAUGUGUAGAACAAUCUAAGUCUGAAAAACGUUUGUCUCCAGUUAUUUACAAGCAGUAAUGUCUGUUCAUAUUUUGAAAAGAAGUAGUAUUGGAAUGAAUGUUCAAUUUUGUUGAUUACGUUUUGGAGCACUCUACUAUUCCAUCUGUACGAGAGAAGUCACACGAAGAUGACAUGGAACAAUGUUAAACUCUAUUGUAGUAUUAUAGUAACUUUUUUUGUCUGUGUGAAGUUAUAUAAAAGUAAUAUAUUAUAGAAAUCGGAUGAGACACAGCCAAACGAGCAAUUGUGGCAAUAUCUUAUUCUAUGUGAGUGUAGAAUCUCUUUAUGAUAGAUCUGAGUCAUGAUAGACAACUCUGACAAUUUUCUGACCAGAAGUUACCCAUAUAUAUACCAAGAGUUGUCGUUCGUUCUAUGCUCGGUUCACAAAUAACGAAUGAAGAUGAAUGGUACAACUUGAAUGUAGAAAAUAAAGUAAAACAAAUAAACAAUACACAACUUCAUCAUUUAGCACAUUCAAAAUCUUAAUAAUGUUUAAAUUCGUAUCAAUAACACUGUGAUUGUAUGAGUUUAUUCAGUCUUAGCUUUGACCGAGUGACAAUGAACGGUGCUGUAACAACGUCUGACCAGUGUUGUCUAUUCUUUUUUUCCGUCUCAUUUGAUGUUUGAUUUAAUUCUAAAAUGUUUUUAUGGAUUUUUUUUUAUAAUUCUGCCAUAUUAAAUUACAGUCUUCGAGGGAAAAUGUGUUCUUAUUAAUUAUAAUUAUUUGUAAACUUCAGUAUAAAAUUAAAAAAAUCUUCCUGUGUUUUUCUUCAUUGGAGAAGUCUCUACUAUUCAUUUGAUAUAUUUAUAUUCAACAUACAAAACAAAACUUCACAACCAUUAAUGUACACUUGCUUCUAUGAUAAUAUUGAAUUUUUCAACAUGUUCUAUAUCUCUGUG
This is a messenger RNA of Magallana angulata, 2069 nucleotides long. RefSeq lists its product as uncharacterized. The coding region runs from base 65 to 985 and encodes 306 amino acids. NCBI's taxonomy places the organism in Eukaryota, Metazoa, Mollusca, Bivalvia, Ostreida, Ostreidae. The transcript has 10 exons. The record is from RefSeq and is a predicted model, not a curated record.